Messenger RNA from Metarhizium brunneum ARSEF 3297, 2457 nucleotides. RefSeq lists its product as uncharacterized. Gene Ontology annotation, biological process: tricarboxylic acid cycle. Gene Ontology annotation, molecular function: 4 iron, 4 sulfur cluster binding; aconitate hydratase activity. The record is from RefSeq and is a predicted model, not a curated record. Gene Ontology annotation, cellular component: mitochondrion; cytosol. Lineage: Eukaryota; Fungi; Ascomycota; Sordariomycetes; Hypocreales; Clavicipitaceae.
AUGGCCCCAAUUGAACUGGCCAGUCGCUCAGGAGGCGCCAUGACGAGUCUCCUGCGAGGCGCAGUGCGCAGCUCCGGCUCCGGAGCACACGCAUCGUCACCGGCAUCACCAGCGCUGUCCGGCCUGCUCACCCAACGCCGGCGCUUUUCAAGCGUCAAAUCACUGCCGCCAACCUACGAGAAGCUCUUCACCAAGUACACCGACGUGCGCAGGGUCCUGGGCUCGCAGCGCCUGACGCUGGCCGAAAAGAUCCUCUACAGCCACCUCGACAACGUGGAGGAGUCGCUGCUCACAAACACCUCCAACGGGCGCCAUGUCCGCGGCACGGCCAACCUGCGUCUCAAGCCGGACCGCGUCAACAUGCAGGAUGCGUCUGCGCAAAUGGCACUGCUGCAGUUCAUGUCGUGCAAUCUCGAGCGGCCCGCCAUCCCGGCCAGCAUCCACUGCGACCACUUGAUCGUGGGUUCCAAGGGCGCCGGCGAUGACCUCGAGGCCGGCAUUGCUGCCAACAAGGAGGUAUUUGACUUUCUGGAGAGCGCGGCCAAGAAGUACGGCAUGGACUUUUGGCCGCCCGGAGCCGGCAUCAUUCACCAGACCGUCCUGGAGAACUACGCCUUGCCCGGGCUGAUGAUGCUGGGGACCGACAGCCAUUCGCCCAAUGCGGGCGGCUUGUGUACCGUGACGAUUGGCGUGGGCGGCGCCGAUGCCGUCGAGGCCUUGGUGGGCGCGCCGUGGGAGCUCAAGGCCCCCAGGAUCCUGGGCGUCGAGCUGACCGGCAAGCUGGGCGAUUGGGCGUCGCCAAAGGAUGUUAUUUUGAGACUGGCCGGCGAGCUGACCGUUCGCGGCGGGACGGGCUACAUCAUCGAGUACUUUGGCGACGGUGUUGAGACGUUGAGCCUUACGGGCCAGUCGACCAUCUGCAACAUGGGAGCCGAGGUUGGCGCCACGACCUCAAUCUUCCCGUAUACGCAGGCCUCUGCUCGUUAUCUCCAGGCGACCCGUCGUGCUCGGGCCGUCGACAAUGUCAAUGCUCUCCAGAGCUUCCCCGAUGCGGGAGCCCCCGAAGACGCUCGCUUCCAGUUCAAGGCCGACGCUGGUGCCGAGUACGACCAGGUCAUCAAGAUCGACCUCUCCGAGCUGGAGCCUCACAUCAACGGGCCCUUCACGCCCGAUCUCGCCACCCCGCUGAGCAAGUUCAAGGACGUCGUCAAGGACCAGCAGUGGCCGGAGAAGCUGUCCGCCGGCCUGAUUGGCAGCUGCACCAACAGCUCCUACGAGGACAUGACCCGUGUAGAGAGCUUGCUCAAGGAGGCUGCCGAGGCUGGUCUCAAGCCCGCCGCCGACUUCUACAUCACCCCCGGCAGCGAGCAGAUUCGAGCCACCCUCGAGCGCGACGGAACGCUCGACACCUUUGAGGGAGCGGGCGGCAUCUUGCUGUCCAACGCCUGCGGCCCCUGCAUCGGCCAGUGGAAGCGGCAGGACGGCGUCGAAAAGGGCACCUCCAACGCCAUUCUGUCCUCGUACAACCGCAACUUCCGCGGCCGCAACGACGGAAACCCCGAGACCAUGAACUUCCUGGCCUCGCCCGAAAUCGUCACCGCCAUGGCCUUUGCCGGCUCAACCACCUUCAACCCCGUCACCGACACCCUCGAAACCCCGUCCGGCAGGCCCUUCAAAUUCUCCCCGCCCCACGGCCUCGAGGGUCCCCAGACGCCCUUCGAAUCCGGCGUCCCCUCCCUCGGCGUGCUCUCCCAAGACGCCGACCCGUCCGUGCAAAUCGCCAUCUCCCCGUCCUCCGACCGCCUUGCCUUCCUCGAGCCCUUCGCCCCCUUUCCGCGGUCCGACCUCGCCGGACUCAAGGUCCUCGUCAAGGUAACCGGCAAGUGCACCACCGACACCAUCUCCGCCGCCGGCCCCUGGCUCAAAUACAAGGGCCACCUGCCCAACAUCUCCACCAACACGCUCAACACGGCCGUCAACGCUGAAACCGGCGAGGUCAACGCCGCCUACGAUCUCGACGGCUCCAAGCACACCAUCCCCGAGCUGGCGGAGCUCUGGAAGACCCGCGGGCAGGAAUGGCUCGUCGUGGCCGAGCACAACUACGGCGAGGGGUCGGCGCGAGAGCACGCCGCCUUGCAGCCGCGCUAUCUCGGCGCCAGGGUCGUCCUGACAAAGAGCUUUGCCAGAAUUCACGAGACCAACCUGAAGAAGCAGGGCGUCGUUCCGCUGACGUUUGCCAACGAGGCCGACUACGACAAGAUUGCGGCGGGGGACGAGGUUGCCACCAUUGGGUUGUAUGACAUGUUGCAGAAUGAGGGCAAGGGCGAUGUGCAGCUCAAGGUGAAGAAGAGCAGCGGCGAGGAAAUUUUAAUCCCGACCAAUCAUGCGGUUACCAAGGAUCAGGCCGGGUUCAUUUUGGCUGGUAGUGCAUUGAACUUGCUCUCAAAGGGAAUUUAA